Messenger RNA from Colletes gigas, 1150 nucleotides. RefSeq lists its product as uncharacterized. The coding region runs from base 462 to 968 and encodes 168 amino acids. NCBI's taxonomy places the organism in Eukaryota, Metazoa, Arthropoda, Insecta, Hymenoptera, Colletidae. Gene Ontology annotation, biological process: septate junction assembly. The transcript is spliced from 4 exons. The record is from RefSeq and is a predicted model, not a curated record.
GCAACUUGCACAUACGACGUAGGCUCGGUGUGUCGUGCAUGGCGUUCCAGUUUGACUUGUGCCGCUGCACCGUGUGGAACUGUGCGGUUCAUGCUCGAUUUCUCAUCGUUCGGGGACCAACAACGUGAUUGAACACCUUUCGUUGCUUAAAUUCGUCGAUAAGUUUUCACGUACGCGUGCUCGUGGAUCGCCAUAAUUCGGGAACUUGUCGAACAAGUGUCGGUAAAACACGGUUUCUCGAAACGAUUCAGCGAACACGUGUGCAGGAAGGAUCCUUUUUGGCAUCCUUUGCCGCGAGCUGCACGUAGAACGGGACUCACGCGUGCGUAUUGGAAGAAGGGUCGAUGUGCUCGAUGAGAGAGGACUAACACCAAAAGGCGGGAAAACUCGAUCGCGAGCAAAGGGCGAGCCCGAAAUUUUUCAAACUGGGUGACGGAAAAGGAAAACACCGAAGAGUCAGAAUGGCAGACGACAAUCCGCAAGAUCAACGCGCCCCCAAGAAGCGUAAAAUCAUAACGCAUUUGCCGUUUCUCAUAAAAAUUGUAGAAGUUGUUUUGGCUGUGUUUGCGAUCGGACUGAUAGUCGAUCCGCUCAACUCUUUCCAACAAAUCUUGACCAGAACGAGGUUCAAGCUCGACCAUGCCGCGAUAAUCUACAUCACCAUCGCCGGUUACACUAUAAUCAACACGCUUUUCAUCAUUUGUCAUUUCCUCGGAGACAACAUACCGAAACGAACGCUGAUACUGUUCUCCUCGCUUGGCGCGCUUCUACACAUCGUCGCUGGAACCGUAAUUGUCUAUGAUUGGAGGAAGAUCGUCGACCCUUAUUACAGCAACAACGAAUUUUAUCCGAGUAAACAGUACAUGGACAUGUUCAUAUCGGGCGCGGUGUUCACAUUCGUGGACGCGGUGGUUUUUAUCGUAGAAGUUGGUCUCAUUAUAAGGUAUUCAACGAAGAGCUCGGAGUGAAAAGGAAAAAAGACCAUUAGAAAGACAAAAAUAAAUCAGUAAUUAACUUCAUAGGGAAUCAUGUACGAAAUAGUGAUCAGUAUAAAUUUGGAAUAAUAGAUUACAAACUAUCAAUCGAUAAUGUCAUGAGUGACAAUUAGUCAGUAAUGUGUUAAUACGAUAUAACUAAUCUUUACAACUAU